Messenger RNA from Aspergillus terreus NIH2624, 2787 nucleotides. Its product is annotated as ATP-dependent RNA helicase DBP10. The transcript has a single exon. The coding region runs from base 1 to 2787 and encodes 928 amino acids. Gene Ontology annotation, molecular function: RNA helicase activity; ATP binding; RNA binding. Lineage: Eukaryota; Fungi; Ascomycota; Eurotiomycetes; Eurotiales; Aspergillaceae. Gene Ontology annotation, cellular component: nucleus. The record is from RefSeq and is a predicted model, not a curated record.
AUGCCGCACCGCGCGGCGUCUCCGGCGAUGUCGGAGAAUGAGUUCGACAUCACGAAUGCGCUUUUCCAAAAUGACGGCGAUUCCGAUAACGAGGUGCCCGUCACAAAAUCCAAGCCGCAACGAAAGGCCGCUCCCCAAGAACUCGACUUUCUCGGCGGCAAUGUUGACGACGACGACGAGGACGAUGAGGCCUUUAUUGCGGAGCAGCAGACAUCUGCGAACCGGAAGGCGGCGAACCUCAAGGGACGUACCGUCAAGAAGGGAGGUGGAUUCCAGGCGAUGGGUUUGAACGCGAACCUGUUGAAGGCGAUCACUCGGAAAGGUUUCUCUGUGCCCACCCCGAUUCAGCGCAAGACGAUUCCCGUGAUUAUGGACGACCGUGAUGUGGUUGGCAUGGCACGGACGGGUUCCGGAAAGACUGCAGCCUUCGUCAUCCCCAUGAUCGAGAAGUUGAAGAGCCACAGCAGCAAAUUCGGAGCGCGAGGUCUGAUUUUGUCGCCGUCGAGAGAGCUGGCGUUGCAGACGCUGAAAGUUGUUAAGGAGCUGGGUAAAGGCACAGACUUGAAGUCGGUCCUUCUGGUUGGUGGAGACAGCCUGGAAGAGCAGUUCGGAAUGAUGGCUGGCAACCCGGAUAUCGUGAUUGCGACCCCUGGUCGUUUUCUGCAUUUGAAGGUGGAGAUGAACCUGGAUCUGUCCAGCAUCCGCUACGUUGUCUUCGAUGAAGCCGAUAGACUUUUCGAAAUGGGUUUCGCGGCUCAGUUGACUGAGAUUCUGCACGGUCUCCCUACCACCCGGCAAACGCUUCUUUUCUCGGCCACACUUCCCAAGUCCCUUGUCGAGUUUGCGCGUGCCGGUCUGCAGGAGCCUACCCUCAUCCGUCUGGAUACCGAGAGCAAGAUCUCGCCCGACCUUCAAAAUGCGUUCUUCUCGGUGAAGUCUGCAGACAAAGAAGGGGCCCUACUCUACAUCCUCCAUGAAGUCAUCAAAAUGCCUACGGGCCCUACAGAAGUUGCACAGCGGUUACAGGAAGAAAAAGCCAACUCCAAGGAUUCGAAGAACUCCAAGAAACGAAAGCGAUCGGAAAUGGAUAAAGCAGUCAACAUGAAGGAAUCCCCUACGAAGCACUCCACCAUUGUUUUCGCGGCAACAAAACACCACGUCGAUUAUCUCUACUCCCUCCUUCGUGAAGCUGGAUUCGCUGUGUCCUACGCCUACGGUUCUUUGGAUCAGACUGCACGUAAGAUCCAGGUCAACAACUUUCGCACUGGCCUUAGCAACAUCCUCGUCGUCACCGACGUCGCGGCUCGAGGUAUCGAUAUCCCCAUUCUUGCCAACGUCAUCAAUUAUGACUUCCCCUCUCAACCGAAAAUCUUCGUCCACCGUGUCGGUCGUACGGCUCGAGCCGGUCGGAAGGGAUGGAGUUACAGUCUUGUCCGUGAUGCCGACGCCCCUUAUCUGCUCGAUCUGCAGCUCUUCCUCGGCAGGAGACUCGUCCUUGGUCGCGAGCAUGGAGACCAGGUCGACUACGCGGAAGAUGUAGUCGUCGGAGGCUUCCCUAGGGAUAGUCUGGCGCAGAACUGUGAGUGGGUCACGCGAGUUCUCGAUGACAACCGAGACAUCUUCUCCCAGCGCACCGUCGCAACCAAGGGUGAGAAGCUGUACAUGCGCACCCGCAACGCCGCCUCUCUGGAGAGCGCCAAGCGGUCCAAAUCGGUAGUAGGCUCGGACCACUGGACCACCAUCCACCCGCUUUUCUCAGACGCAGAGACUGAAAUGGAGAUCCAGCGUGAGAAGAUGCUGGCCCGCAUUGGCGGCUACAGACCGCAGGAGACGAUCUUCGAAGUGAACAACCGCCGCAGCGGCAAGCCCGAGAAUGAAGAAGCGCUCCACACCAUCAAGCGCGUUCGCAGCACCCUCGACUCCAAGAAGAAGCGUGCGCAGGCUGAGGAGCAGUCGGAGCUCCUGGAAGACGCAUCCGGCGGCAACGAGGGCGAAGCGAACGGUAACCCGGACGCCAUGUCUGACGACGAUAUCCCCGACGGCGUGCCCGACAAUAUGUCGAUGGCGUCCGAGUCAGAUCUCGAGGUUACAUUCUCUUCCUACUCCCAGUCCAAGAGCGACAAGGCGAAGAAAGACUCCACCGCUGCUUUCCAGAACCCAGAGUAUUUCAUGUCCUACACGCCGAGCAGCACCAACCUGGCCGAGGACCGCGCCUACGGUGUGCACACCGGCACGAACGCCAACUUCACUCAAGCCUCCCGCAGCGUGACCAUGGAUCUACAGCUCGACGAAGGUGCCCGUGGGUUCGCGGAGCCGCGCACCAUGAAGCGCUGGGAUAAGCGACACAAGAAGUACGUGUCGCGGCAGAACGACGAGGACGGAUCGAAGGGAGAGCAUCUUGUGCGCGGCGAGAGCGGUGCCAAGAUCGCUGCCAGUUUCCGCAGCGGCAAGUUCGACGCCUGGAAGAAAUCCAAGCGCCUGGGCCGGCUGCCGCGCGUGGGUGAAGCCGAGGAUACCAGUCUGUCGGCCGGACUCAACUCGGCUAUGGGAGGAAAGCGGUUCCGACACCACAAGGAUCAGGCUCCCAAGCGGGCUGAUCCUCUGCGGGACGACUUUUACAAGAAAAAGAAGAAGAACGAGGCUGCGAAGGAGCGGCAGAUGUCCCGGGCCGGCGGUGCGGCUGCUGGUGGCAAGAGCGAGAUCAAGAACACGGACGAUAUUCGGUUGGCUCGGAAACUCAAGCAGAAGAGAAGGGAGAAGAACGCUCGUCCGUCGAGGAAGAAAUAG